Messenger RNA from Solanum dulcamara, 901 nucleotides. RefSeq lists its product as uncharacterized. The record is from RefSeq and is a predicted model, not a curated record. Lineage: Eukaryota; Viridiplantae; Streptophyta; Magnoliopsida; Solanales; Solanaceae. The coding region runs from base 375 to 587 and encodes 70 amino acids. Gene Ontology annotation, biological process: intracellular transport; protein secretion. The transcript is spliced from 6 exons.
CAUAGUCAAAAGGGCUAAAGCCCAGAGUGCGUGACCAUCUGCAAAGGAAAAAAAAGGAAGAGAAAAUCAGGGCAAAAGACUCCUGCAACUCCCCCCAAAAAAGCAGAGAUUCUGCACAGCAACAAGAAAAAAAAGAAAGAAGAGGGAACUAAAUUGCUGCGUGGUUAUUCCAGCGAGGGGACAAGGAAGAGAAGAAGGAGCGGAAGGGUGAAGCUGUGAAGGGCGUAGGAGGAGAAAGAAGUUUAUGAGAAAUUUUGUUAUCAGAUUGAGAGAACUCAGGUGGCAUUGGUGAGGAUUCCAUCAACUAGAGAGCACGAUUUGAUAGUAUCUGGCUUGGUGGAAGGCAAAACUGAUUAAGAGAGGAAAAUUCAGAUAUGUCGGCACUCUUCAAUUUCCACUCCUUUCUGACAGUGGUGCUGUUAGGGAUUUGUACAUGCACUUAUGUGAAGAUGCAUUUUCCUGCACUUCUUGAACAGAGAACUGGGUUUCGAGGUUUCUUUUGGAAGGCUGCUAGAAUAGGUGAACGGUUGAGUCCUUGGGUGGCAGUGGGCUGCUUGACGAUGGGUGUUUCAAUAAUCUUCUUCUGAGAGAACAACUGUUUGUAAUUCAUGAAAGUACCUCUCAGUUGCGCUUAAAUUAGCAGUUGAAUCUGUUUUUCAUCAAAUGAUUUCUUCGAUUAAAGGAUGACAAGAAGCUUGACGUGAGAUCAACACUGCUUUCUCGUUCAUGAACUGAGUUUUAGCAUGUGGAAUUUUGGAUCGUGACAAUGUUAGACUCUCUGUUGUGUCUUUUUUAGACUAAUUAUUUUACUGGAAGUAGAAAAACCUUUUGUGUCAAGAAGUCUAAUGCUGUCUUGUACUUACUUAAAUGAUGAGCAUCAUAUGUCCCAUUAUUUGCAUCA